Molecule: messenger RNA, 4698 nt
Organism: Anoplopoma fimbria (sablefish)
Lineage: Eukaryota; Metazoa; Chordata; Actinopteri; Perciformes; Anoplopomatidae
Gene: glyr1
Product: glyoxylate reductase 1 homolog (Arabidopsis)
Exons: 16
Coding region: 75-1598 (507 amino acids)
Molecular function (GO): NADP binding; oxidoreductase activity, acting on the CH-OH group of donors, NAD or NADP as acceptor; NAD binding
Source: RefSeq, a predicted model, not a curated record
UCCUCACAUGUGAUUAGUGGGUGUGUGUUGUCUUCUCCCCCUCAUUCAGUGCGACGUUUUAUUAAAGUUGUAAGAUGGCGACGGUGCAUCUGCGGAUCGGGGAUCUGGUGUGGGGGAAGCUUGGUCGUUACCCACCAUGGCCAGGGAAGGUCGUAAGCCCUCCAAAGGACUUAAAAAAACCCAGGGGCAAAAAAUGCCAUUUUGUGAAAUUCUUUGGAACUGAAGACCAUGCCUGGAUCAAAGUAGAACAGCUGAAGCCCUACCAUGCCCACAAAGAAGAGAUGAUCAAGAUAAAUAAAGGCAAGCGCUUCCAGCAGGCGGUCGAUGCAGUGGAAGACUUCCUGAAGAAAGCAAAGGGGAAAGAACAGAACUCAGACGGCAAAGGAGACUCAAAAGGAAAGAAGACACCCAACAAGCCGCUAAAAAUACUGGAGGAGGAUGAUGAGGACCUCAGUGCCCUGAAGGACCCCUCUGAGAAGGACUUAACUGACUCUGACCCCGAGCCGUCCACUCUUGAGAGGCUGGGGGUGGGACCUGGCUCAGGAUUCAAAUGGGAGAGCAGUCCUGUGAAGGACGACCCACAUUUCCAUCACUUCCUGCUCAGCCAGUCUGAGAAGCCAGCAUCAUCUAUGGAACCCAUUAGCAAGCGGCUAAAGAUCAUUGAUGAGGACUCAGGAUCAACAUCUAUCCAAGCAGCAGACAGCACAGCCAUCAACGGCAGCAUCAUACCCACAGAUAAAAGGAUAGGGUUCCUGGGUCUGGGGCUGAUGGGUAGCGGUAUAGUUUCCAACCUGUUGAAAAUGGGUCAUGUUGUCACAGUGUGGAACCGCACAGCAGAAAAGUGUGACCUGUUCAUCCAGGAGGGAGCCAGGUUAGGCCGGACUCCUGCUGAGGUGGCCUCCAUGUGUGAUAUCACUUUCUCCUGUGUCUCUGACCCAAAGGCUGCCAGGGAUUUGGUGUUGGGGCCCAGUGGAGUGCUGCAAGGGAUCAGGCCAGGCAAAUGCUAUGUAGAGAUGUCCACCGUCGACCCCGAGACCAUCACAGAACUGUCACAGGUGAUCACAUCGCGGGGUGGCCGUUUCCUGGAGGCCCCGGUGGCAGGAAGCCAGCAGCUCUCCAACGAUGGGAUGUUGGUCAUCCUGUCAGCCGGCGACAGGACGGUCUACGAGGAUUGCAGCAGCUGCUUCCAGGCCAUGGGCAAGACCUCCUUCUUCCUGGGGGAGGCAGGUAAUGCAGCGAGGAUGAUGCUGAUCCUCAACAUGGUGCAGGGCAGCUUCAUGGCCACCAUUGCAGAGGGGCUAACCCUGGCCCAGGCCACAGGCCAAUCACAGCAGACCUUCCUGGACAUCCUGUGCCAGGGCCAGAUGGCAAGCACCUUUGUGGACCAGAAAUGCCAAAAUAUUUUACAGGGCAACUUUAAGCCGGACUACUAUUUGAAACAUAUUCAGAAGGACCUGAGGCUAGCCAUCUCCAUGGGCGACAUGGCCAACCAUCCAACCCCAAUGGCUGCGGCUGCCAACGAGGUUUACAAGAGGGCUAAGGCACUGGACCAGUCAGACAAUGAUAUUUCUGCAGUCUACAGGGCCUACAUUCACUAGAGCGAGGUGUGACCUAUCCUCUGGACCACACCGUCUUUAAUCCCUUCUUAUUUCUCCCUUGUCUUUUUUUUUUUUUUUUUUUUUUUUAAUUUUAUUUUAAAUUCCAGUUGUUUUUAUUUCAUUUUGCCACAGCGCCAGCCAUGUUAGCUGCCCACGAGUCAAGGGGUUGUUAUUCCUUUGUUAGAGGCAACCGUGAGCAUUGCACUGACUGUACUGGGGGAAUAUUUGCUGUAAGAGUGCUCCAGAUCAGGUUGUACUACUGCAGUUUGGUUUCUGGCUACUGAAAUAUGGCUGAAGUGAUCCAGGGCGAGGAGGAUGAGGGGGUCCAGAGCCACUGUGAAGAGCAGGCUGUCCAGCCGAAACCAGAGAAAAUGCUGUCUGGUUUUGUGAAUGCAUAAACCAGAAAGAUCUUUAUUUGUUGUUAAUGUGCAAAUUAUGAGUAUAUUUAAUUGAGUGUGAUCUUUGCUUUUCUUUUAAAAUGUCCAGAAUUCCAUGAGAGAAAACACCAAGAACAUGCCACUGCAUUGCCUUAAUAUUGUAACCCCCCACAAGUCUUUCAAUUCUAGUAUUUAUUUAUGUUUCUCCUUUCUAGAUCGUCUUGGUGCAGUUUGACCAUGGCUUGUUUCUUUAUUUGACAAGAUGAUUUAUGCUUUUGCGUUGGUGUUAAUGAUUUUUAUUGACUGGGUUAAGGACAGAGCAACAGAUGUGUUGAGGCCUUUAAAAUGCAGUAAUAAUUGAUGAUUCUCUAAAAGGCUUGAGAUUUCCAUAUUUGAAACCAUUCAUUGUUGUGUUUUGGAAGAGUUCUCAUUUACACAGAUUUUCUUUUUUAAUAUAUUACUCUGAAACUAGAUUUAUCCACUUUUUGAGUUCCAUUUUAACUGAAUGUCAUAACUAAGCCCUGCGGUCGGUGCUGUUUUUACCUGGUAGUCAUGGAUUAAAGUUGUGGCGUGGUAUUACAGGAUGAUUUUCACCUUCAUGAGACGCAAGGACAGAGAUUUAAAAACCAGGCUAAUGAAGCUGCUUCAGCUGAGUUAGUGGUUGGAGAGUUUCAUUACUUAAAAAGACUGAAACUGAAAGCUGUAGAAUAAAUACAUCUUCAGCUCCACAGUCAGUAGCUGACUUUAGUUGGGAUCUAAUUAUUGAUACACUGUUACAUCAGUCUAACUGCAACACACACACACACACCCCUCCCUUCAGCUAAUCCCUUUUGGUUAAAAUGGAAAUGAAGUAAUUCAUGUCAACAUGGACUCCUGUUUUAUUAUUUAUUUCUUACAGCAGGUGGUCACAUGACGGGGCCAUGUUGACUGUAGUAGAGGUCUCCAUAAAUUCACUCUGUCAGUAAACAGUCUGGAACCGGACCCAUAAAUUGGCUCCAUAAACUGCUAUAGGGUCACGACACGAGUCAUUGUAUGUGUGUGCUGAUGAUUAACAAGCUACUAAAGACGUGUCAGAUAUGUUUGAGGUCUUUUAGAAACUGUCUGCAGUACAGAAUUUGUGCAUCAGAAAGCAUUGAAUAGUUUAUUCACUGUAAAAUGUCCUGCUCACUAUGUAAAGCCAACACAACGCUUCAAUAAACAAAUUUAAUGAAAAUAGGCAUUCUGGUCAAAAGAUGAUCUUAGCAGAAAUUUUCUAAUCACAUUUUUAACUUUUCAAAUGUCUGUAUUUGCCUCAAAAAUUCAGUAUGGGCUCAGGUUCUACUGGAUCCAAAUGAAUCAGGUCAGAUAGGAUCCAGUUCUGUUACUGCAGGUCGCAGGUCUACUGCAGGACUGUGUGUCAGCACGUCUAAUACUUAGGUGGAUCGGAGUGGACUCAAUUCUGCUAGAUCAAUCUGAGUAAAUGUGAAUUACAUGAACAAUGGCAUGUAUUGAAUGCUCUCUUUUUUUUCUUUUUACCUGUUCAUUCUGGAUCAAGCAUAAUUAUCAUUUUGUCCAUAACAGUGGGUCUCAUUUUGAAAAUGAGUUUAUGCAUGUUAGGUUAGGGUAGUUUUCUAUGGGUUCAUUUUGGACCUGUGGAGACCUCUACUACGUAGUGUCUCACACCCUACAUAGGUAUGCAUUAGAAAAUGACCAAUAUUAAAAGUCCAACAUAUGCAAAAGAAACAUGGCCUGGUUGUGCGUACUCAACCAGAGGUGUUGUAUAUGGGAGAAGGUGAAGUUGCUGAUUUCUCAGUAGAAGUCUGGUGACAGUUGGAGUGCUCCUCAUUCCACUGCACUAGAAACAGAUCAAACACCCUGUGUGAAAUUGAAGCUCAAAGCUUCUGCGUUAGCAUAUUUGUAGAGAUAGUUUUGGGUUUUAUGCCGUGCUCAUUUCCUUUUAGAUAUGACUGAUCUUACAGCAAAUUCAACUGCACAAGAAGGAUGUGGGUAAUCAUUUGUGGCUUUUAUUUGUCCCACAUGGUGUCAGGAAGUGCGUGCAGAGAGGGGCAAAUAUUACAGCAAAUUUAUAUCGUGAUUAGAAGGAGUACAUCAGUACGCAACCUCACCGUCACCAUCUGGGACAUGACACCAGCAUUCUGUUCUUCCACCAAAACCCAUACAGUGUGACUGGGAGACAGAAGCAGCACAGUGUCCUCCGUUACAAAUUCUCAUGGUGUAUUUAUCAGUUUAAACUGUAUAUGAAUAUGUUUUUCAUUCUACAAAAUACAUUUGGUUCAGUAAAGAAUCCAGCGUCCCAUUGUGAAAGAUUUCCUGUUUGCCAAACAAGUGAUAAAGGUUUUUGAUUUGCCCCUAACACACUGUAGUGUAAAGAAGAGUUUUUAGAAGACCGAUGUAAAUAGCAUAUUUAGGUUGCAUAGGGUUUCUUUUAUACCUACAAUAAGCAGGAUUAAUGAAAACAACUACUUUUGGUUUUGACUCUGCAGAGCGACUAACGUAUUUGUGCAUUAAUACUAUAGAUUGUUUAGUUCAAGUGUAAAUGGUUUAUUAAUAUGUGGUUUAUAUAAUCUGGCUUACUAUUGCAUUGAAAUAAUGACUUUGAUCCUGUUAAAGGAAGGAGGGUUGAACUUUGGUUUGGGGAUAUUUAUGAUUUUGUGUACAUGUGGAAGUAUCAAGACUUUUGUGCUGUUUAAUAAACCCUCUCCUGAUUACUGACAUGGGUCAUG